CUGGUCCUCACAUUUUAAAUUCAGCUUUAGGAAUUUUGUUCAGGAACUGCAUCACACUACCCAAAAUCAAAAGACGAAAAUGCAUAAGCCAGAAUACCUACACAUUCGUUUAUUUAAACUUCAAAAUGUGACUGCAAAAGGAGCCAAGAACUUUACUACUCAACACAUUUCUUCUUUGUAGAAAUAACUGCUCAAGAAGAUAAAUUAUUACCUAACAGUUAAUUGAUGAAUAUGACAUCAGAGCAAGAGGGGCUAAUUAGAGAUUUUACUAGCUAGGGCUAUUUACCCAAACCAUCUAUCCAGAAUGUAGACAUAGAAUCACCAGGUGACUAGGAUCCUAGGGCAGCUGGUUCCUCUUUUUCCUUACCCUGCAUGUCAUUAAGGACGCAUUGCCAAAUGCUGCCCCUCUGGCCUGAUGACUACACUCCGUGUUGGUUACCUGCCUUCUUUUUCCUACAGUCUUUCUCCAGACAGGCACACCACACAACUGACUACACUUGGGCUCACUGCAUGAAUCACAUUCUUCUGUUCUGCCUCCCAGAGAUUCCAUCAAAGCACCGGCAGUGGCCUUCUGGAAGCUCCUCAAACUCUCCACUCACGUGUUUCCUGAAAGUGUAGUGUUUCUCACCUCUAGAUUGUUAUUCUCAUCAGUUACAUGUGAGUUUCACAAAUUUAUUUCUCAGAGUGCAGGUCUGUCUCUUACAUCCUUGGGAAACACUGCUUAAUAUCCCAAUUGGUAUUAACAACAAUUAAACUAGGGACUGGCCAAAAACAGUGCCUUUCCUCACUUUAAUCUCAGUAAAGUAGAUAAGCCUCGAGUUAUUUUGUUAUUGCAAUGGCACUGACAAAUGUUUGCACCAAAAACCAUGUUGAAGUUCAUUAAGGAAACUGUGAUCCAAGAUUCAAGGUCAAGAAGACAAAUUCAUCAAUUCAGCGCACCACCAAUUCACAGGCUAAGCAUCUUACUGCUAAUUCGUUGAUGCUGCCAUUUGUCAAGUGCCAAACUGAAUUACUGAUUUGUCAAUAAUUUCUUUCUGUUGGUUACUUAUAUAGUAUAUUGCAAUUCUUGUUGCUGAAGUCAGCUACCCUUUGUCUAUUCAAAAAAUAAUUUCUUGCAUUUGGGAUUUCAGGUAUAGCGAUUGUUACAAAUAUGAAGGACUGAAUUAACAGCAAGUUUUCAAGUAAAAUUUUACUUAUGUAUAACUGAAUGAGUUCUUGAAGACAUUUACUAACAAUUUUCCACAAACUAAAAAUUUAUAAAACAAUAAAUAAAAUAGACUUUUAAAAAAAUGUGUCACAUAGCUGCUUUUUGUUUGUUUGUUUGUUUGUUUGUGUGUUUGGUUGGUUUUUUUACUAGUGAAAUGGUGAAAAAUCAGACCAUGGUCACAGAGUUCCUGCUGCUGGGAUUUCUCCUGGACCCAAGGAUUCAGAUGCUCCUCUCUGGACUCUUGUCCCUGUUCUAUGUCUUCACCCUGCUGGGGAACGGGGCCAUCCUGGGGCUCAUCUCACUGGACUCCAGACUCCACACCCCCAUGUACUUCUUCCUGUCACACCUGGCUGUCGUCGACAUCGCCUAUGCUUGUAACACGGUGCCCCAGAUGCUGGUGAACCUCCUGCAUCCAGCCAAGCCCAUCUCCUUUGCUGGCUGCAUGAUGCAGACCUUUCUCUGUUUGACUUUUGGACAUAGCGAAUGUCUCCUGCUGGUGGCGAUGUCCUACGAUCGUUAUGUGGCCAUCUGCCACCCUCUCCGAUAUUCCAUCAUCGUGACCUGGAGAGUCUGCAUCACCCUGGCCAUCACUUCUUGGACAUGUGGCUUCCUCCUGGCUCUGGUCCAUGUGGUUCUCAUCCUAAGACUGCCCUUCUGUGGGCCUCAUGAAAUCAACCACUUCUUCUGUGAAAUCCUGUCUGUCCUCAGGCUGGCCUGUGCUGACACCUGGCUCAACCAGGUGGUCAUCUUUGCAGCCUGUGUGUUCUUCCUGGUGGGGCCGCUCUGCCUGGUUCUGGUCUCCUACUCGUGCAUUCUGGUGGCCAUCCUGAGGAUCCAGUCUGGGGAGGGCCACAGAAAGGCCUUCUCCACCUGCUUCUCCCACCUUUGUGUGGUGGGGCUCUUCUUUGGCAGUGCCAUCGUCAUGUACAUGGCCCCCAAGUCCCGCCAUCCUGAGGAGCAGCAAAAGAUCCUUUUUCUAUUUUACAGUUUUUUCAACCCAAUGCUGAACCCCCUGAUUUACAGCCUGAGGAACAUAGAGGUCAAGGGUGCCCUGAGAAGAGCAUUGUGCAAGGAAAGUCAUUCCUAACAGGGUGUGACAUUUGAACUGCCAGCCUCUGUUGUCACCUGCACUCUUGAUGCCCAAUUAUUGCAUCGAUCCAGAGAAGUUUAUUACUUUCUUUUUAUCUGUGCUUUACUGACACAAGGGCAAGCCUUUUCUCUUUUUUGCAGAUAAAAUUUUAGAUGUGUUGCAUUCAUUGGGUUUCUAUGAGAUGUGGUUUUAUCAGAUGAUUUUUUCUUUUAUUUCACAAUUACUUUAAUAUCUGUAAACUAAAAAAUUAUUUUAAUUCAUUUUCCCAGUCCCAAAAGUUAAAUGCAGGCCACUUACUUCUUUAUCCAAAUGAUACAGUUUGGCUCUGUGUCCCCACCCACAUCUCACGUCAAAUUGUAAUCCCUGUAAUCCCGACAUGUCAGGGGAGGGGCCUGGUGGGAGGUGACUGGAUCACGGGGAGGGAUUUCCCCCUUGCUGUUGUCCUGAUAGUGAAUGAGUUCUUACAAAAUCUGAUGGUUUAAAAGUGCAGCACUCCCCUCUUUGCUCUCUCUCUCUCUCUCUCUCCUGCUCUGCCAUGGUAAGACGUGCCUUGCUUCCCCUUUGGCUUCCACCAUGAUUGUAAGUUUCCUGAGGCCUCUCUAGCCAUGUGGAACUGUGAGUCAAUUAAACCUCUUUUCUUUA
Piliocolobus tephrosceles (Ugandan red Colobus) is the source of this 2939-nucleotide messenger RNA. Its product is annotated as olfactory receptor 2A1/2A42-like. Lineage: Eukaryota; Metazoa; Chordata; Mammalia; Primates; Cercopithecidae. The transcript has a single exon. The record is from RefSeq and is a predicted model, not a curated record. Gene Ontology annotation, biological process: G protein-coupled receptor signaling pathway. Bases 1290 to 2294 code for a protein of 334 amino acids. Gene Ontology annotation, cellular component: membrane. Gene Ontology annotation, molecular function: olfactory receptor activity; G protein-coupled receptor activity.